AAUGCCGACUGACGGUGGCUGCCGAUAAGGUGAUAAAUUUUAUGCAAAGAUCAAGCUCCACCAUGAUCAUCCCCCAGGUGUUUGCCGGCGAGCUCGAGAUUCACCCGGGCGGAACUAUACCCACCUCGGAAUGACGUGAUGCGAUGUGAGAACGACUGGUGCUUACCAUCCAUCUCUCUACCUGACCUUUGCAGCUGAGUUACUACCGAAACCGGACCGACUUUUCUCGCCCUCCCGGAGUGUUUUGGGUGAGUGCGUCUAAGCCCUAAUGUGCCUAUAAAUAAGCAUACGACCAUCGGCAAUUGCUCGCAUUACACUCGAGGCUAACCACUGAAGCACACCCGCACCAGCAGCACCACCAGUUGCAGUAGCUCCCGCACAAGCGAAUCCCCAGUCCAAGUGCUCAAAAUGUCAGCUCCAUCAAGAGUCCGGUUCCACCCGCUGCUGGCACUGCUGGUGGUGGUGUCGAUCGUGGGCGCACAGUACGGUGCCCGUGCCGCCAUACUGACCCGUGCGAUCGAAGCGCAGAAGACGCUGGUCGAGCGCGAAGAGCAAGCACUGCAGGAAGCAAAGGAUCAGGUCUACCGGACGGCACAGAACGCGAUGGAUGUGUCGCGCGAUGCGAUGUCGAACGUGGCCGAGCAGCUCCGGUACGCCGUCGGUUACCCGUGGCGGGUGGCAAGUGAGGCACUCGAGAAGCCGAAGCUGUACGCCAAGUACAUGCUGUACCGGGCGACCAAUGCGCUGAACGGAGAGCCCGAAACGACGCCCGUGCCGGUUGUGCUGACGAACGACUUCCAGGCCACGACUGCCAGCGCUCCACAGGCCGAGGCCGACAUUGUGCCGCAGUGGAUUACUGGAUUGCGAACGUUCUUCAACCCGGAAUCGGCCGUCCCAAACAAGGAUCUUCCCAAGCCGAGCCCAUACAUCGAGGUGAUUGAAAUUAAGCGCAAUCCUGCGUCAGAGCUGGUGGCAGAGCCAGCGGUAAGCGAAACCGCACAGGAACCGCAGAAGGAAGUGAUUCAGCAGUAACGAAGCCACGUGAGACCAGUUGCACAAACUUAUUUAUCUACACACCUACCCCCUUUGCUGAAUAAAACUCGAAUACGAUAAGGAAAUUGGUUUUGAAUUUGUUUA
Anopheles arabiensis is the source of this 1137-nucleotide messenger RNA. RefSeq lists its product as uncharacterized. The record is from RefSeq and is a predicted model, not a curated record. Bases 409 to 1032 code for a protein of 207 amino acids. Lineage: Eukaryota; Metazoa; Arthropoda; Insecta; Diptera; Culicidae. The transcript is spliced from 4 exons.